AUGUACGGCGAUCUCAUCGGCAUUCGCCCCGUGGACCCGGAUAUUUUCCACUUGUUUAGCAACUCCAACACCAACCCAUCGCCGGACGUCUACAACACGAAAUUCACCGAGUGCGUCUUCCACAACUUUGCGCUGACUUUGGACUUCAGUAAGAAGUGGAUAAGCGCCUGCGUGUGCCGUUUGAUGACUUCUGUUGACAUUUGCCAUCGCAGCUUGACCCAGGUGUCCUACUCCCAAGGAAGUGCUCCUCUCGUCGCUCAAGGCCAGCUCAAUGAGAAGGACAUCUCGGGACAGGGAUCGUUCCACUUCAGCGUCUUGAAGAAGUCGAUUAACGGCACCGGUGACCUGACCAAGUCCGGCUUCCACGAGUCUGGAAUCAACGAAGGCGUUAUCUUUGUUUCAAUCUUCGAGGAGGACAGUAUCGAUGGCUGUAUGACGUUGUCUCUUUGA
Colletotrichum orchidophilum is the source of this 450-nucleotide messenger RNA. RefSeq lists its product as uncharacterized. Lineage: Eukaryota; Fungi; Ascomycota; Sordariomycetes; Glomerellales; Glomerellaceae. The transcript has a single exon. The record is from RefSeq and is a predicted model, not a curated record. Bases 1 to 450 code for a protein of 149 amino acids.